Molecule: messenger RNA, 10317 nt
Organism: Anolis sagrei ordinatus
Lineage: Eukaryota; Metazoa; Chordata; Lepidosauria; Squamata; Anolidae
Gene: MAP1A
Product: microtubule associated protein 1A
Biological process (GO): regulation of microtubule depolymerization; microtubule cytoskeleton organization; axonogenesis
Cellular component (GO): dendrite; synapse; microtubule associated complex
Molecular function (GO): microtubule binding; actin binding
Source: RefSeq, a predicted model, not a curated record
GGCAGUGAGUGAGUGCUGCGCUGCGGCUCGGGUGGGAGCAGCCGGUUGCCAUGGGGACUGCGCUGCCGGCGGAAGAGCAUCCUCGGGGAGGCGUCGGGGGGCGCCGGGCCCUGCUGGCUGUGAUCGGGGAGGUCGGCACGGAGGAGGAGCGGGAGGCGGUGCGGAGGGGCUUGGAGCGCGGCCUUCGUUCGUGGGAUGCCGAGCUCCCUCCUUCCGAGCUGGACCGGCAGCUGAGGCUCUUCGUCACUCGGCACCUGGCUCACUUCUCCUCGGAGGUCAGAGGUCUGAGGGUCCUCCGCCACCAGAGCCAUGACCUGGACUCUGUCAUCCUUGUGAACCCAGACGAGGAGAGCGCUGUGACCGAGGUCCGUUCCUUGCUAUGUGACCCUUCAGCCCACAAGUUGCUGGUGCUGUGCGGACAGAGCUCAGACCAAGAAGGAGAUCUGCUCCUCCAGAAGGGGAGUUUCUCCUACCAUAGAUUUGCUGAAAUACUUGCUGAUCCAGAGGUAGCCCAGCUCCUCAGCAACAGGGACGCUGCCUCCAAGGCUUCACUCACUGUGUCCUGCUUCGGGGAGGGAGACUGGACCAACCUUGGGUGUCCUCAGUUCCAGAGUCUCCUGAAGCUGAGGCUGAACCCUGACCCAGUCCUGCCAGAGAUGGACGGGGUUUCCGAAUUCGCUGAGUACGUCUCUGAGACGGUGGACGUCCCAUCGCCCUUUGAUCUCCUGGAGCCCCCCACCUCUGGGGGCUUCCUCAAGCUCUCCAAGCCCUGCUGCUACAUCUUCCCCGGGGGGCGGGGGGACUCAGCCCUUUUUGCCGUCAAUGGCUUUAACAUCCUGGUGGACGGUGGAUCUGAGAAGAGGUCCUGCUUCUGGAAGCUGGUCCGGCACCUGGACCGGAUCGACUCGAUCCUCCUGACCCACAUUGGGGCGGACAACCUUCCAGGGAUCAAUGGGCUGUUGCAGAGGAAGAUUGCGGAGCAGGAGGAGGAGCAGUCACAGGGCUCCACCAACUACAGUGAUUGGAUGAAGAACCUCAUCUCCCCAGAGUUGGGUGUCGUGUUCUUCAAUGUCCCUGAGAAACUCCGGAUGCCUGAGUCCUCCAUGAAGGUCAAGCGGAGCAUCGAGGAAGCCAGCUUGGCCCUGCAGCACCUUAACAAGCUGGGCAUCAAGCCGGAGCCCCUUUACCGAGUGGUCAGCAACACCAUUGAGCCCAUCACCUUGUUCCACAAAAUGGGUGUUGGGAGACUGGACAUGUACGUCUUGAACCCGGUGAAGGAGAGCAAGGAGAUGCAGUUCCUCAUGCAGAAGUGGGCCGGGAACAGCAAGGCCAGGACGGGCAUCAUCCUCUCCAAUGGAAAAGAGGGGGAGAUCUCCGUCCCCUACCUGACCUCCAUCACGGCCUUGGUGGUCUGGCUGCCGGCGAGCCCAAUGGAGAAGAUUGUGCGGGUUCUGUUUCCAGGAAACGCCCCACAGAACAAGAUUCUGGAAGGUCUGGAGAGGCUGCGGCACCUGGACUUCCUGAAGUACCCUGUGGCUACACAGAAGGAGGCACUCUCUGGCACGCCAUCCCCGGCACUGAAGCAGAGCCGGAUCAAGCAGAGGACGGACAGCAAGGAGAGCCUCAAGUCCUCUCCUAAACCGCCGGGCAGCAAAGAGGCCUCAAAGGCUGAGGAGACGAAGGCCGAGGCCGGGAAGGAGGCCAAGGCUGAAAAAAGGGCCAGGGAACUCUCUGAAAAGGCCGCAGAGAAACCCACAAAAACCGAGAAGAUCAAAACCGAGUCCAGUGAGGCCCUCAAGGCUGAGAAAAGGAAACUCGCUAAAGACAAAGGCGGGAAGAAGCACCUCAAAGAGAAGGUUUCAAAACUAGAAGAGAAAAGGGACAAAGAGAAGAAGGAGUUAAAGAAAGAAAGGAAGGACCUCAAGAAAGAGGAUGGGAGGAAAGAAGAAAGGAAAGAAUCCAAGAAAGAGGAAAGAAAGAAGGAAGCCAAGCCAGAGGCGAAAAAAGUGCCCAAGCCUGACCUGAAGCCCUUCACACCAGAAGUGAGGAAAACCUUAUACAAGGCCAAAGCUCCUGGACGGGUGAAAGCGGAGAAAGUCCGCAGCAAAGCCGAGAAGGAGAGCCUGGCUGUGGAGCAGAAGGCCUCCCCGGUGCCGAAGAAGCCCAGCCAGCCCUCAGAGCCACCCAGCAGGGAUGACCAGAGGCUGGUUCUCUCUUCCCCGGAGGAUCUGACCAAGGACUUUGAGGAGCUGAAGGCUGAAGAGAAAGGAAACCCUCCUGAGGCACCUCCUUCUUCCACAGAAGGACAAGGAGACCCCUUUGGCACCGCUGCUGAGCAGCUGCAUGGCCUGAGACCCAAAGGAACAGGCAGCCCCGCAUCUCCGUCCCCAGCUGUCCUGGAAAUGGCAGAGGAAACUGGGAAAGCAUUCGAGGCAGAGGCCCCCGAGGAAGGGCAGUUUGGGAAGAAGGUUGGAGAGGCACCAACAGUGCUUCUUGGAAAGGUGGCCAAAGGUGAAAGGGACUGGGCCCUGGCCUCUGGAGACUCCCCAUUUGUGGGGUGUCAAGAGGAGGAGAAAGGCACAGCGGAGCCCAAUAUGAAAUGGAUGGAGGCCCAAGGGGAGGGGACAACGGGAUGGAGAGGCUCCUCAGGACUGGAAUCUUCAAGAGAGGCUGGAGGAGAAGACAGAGAGGAGGGGAGAGGUUUGUCCAUCAUGCAGCCCCCUCUGCCCUCUCAGGAUAAAGAGAGACAGCUCAAAGAAGGAAGGGCAGAGCGGGCAUCCCUGAUGAUGAAGGAAGAGGAGGAAGAGGAGGAGGAACCAUGCCCAGGUGCCCGGCGAGUCCCACCUGGGGAGCACAUCUCCUACAUUCAGGAUGAGACCAUCCCCGGAUACUCGGAGACGGAGCAGACCAUCUCCGAUGAGGAAAUCCAUGACGAACAGGAGGAGCGGGCGCUGCACCUCAAGGCGGAUAUCGGCACUGAAGAGGUCACCAUUCCCGACCAGCCGUGCUCCUUUGGCAUCAUGCAUGGGAACCAGGCUGCAGCUGUGGCUGAAGAAGGGUCCAAGGUCUACCCCAGCCAAGAGCCCGAGAUGCUUACCUACCCUACGAACAUUGUGGCAGCUCCCCUGGCAGAAGAAGAGCACGUCUCAUCCGCCACUUCCAUCACGGAGUGUGACAAGCUUUCCUCAUUUGCCACUUCGGUGGCUGAAGACCAGUCGGUGGCUUCCUUGACUGCCCCGCAGACGGAGGAGACUGGCAAAAGCUCCCUGCUAAUGGACACGGUCAAUAGCAUCCCUUCUUCUCGGACGGAGGCCACGCAGGGCCUGGACUACGUGCCCUCCGCUGGCACCAUCUCCCCAACCUCCUCGCUGGAGGAGGACAAAGGCUUCAAGUCUCCCCCUCCGGAAGACCUCCAUGCACAAGCAGGCAAGAGGGAGCACCAGGCUGGUAAGAAGGACUCACAGCUGGAGGAAGAAGAGGAAGAGGAGGAGACCCCCAAUCUGGAAAGGCCGUGGGCAGUCCAAGAACAGCAUGAUGCUCCUGUGUUCCCUCAGCCAGCAGUACCAGGAGACAGCUUACCGGAAGAAGCGCCCAAAAUAGGGACCCCAGAAGCCCUCUUGUUCCUGGAGGGACAGGAAGCCUCACUGCUGCUGCAGACGGAACCCUUCUCUGGGGAGAGCGAGGAGCGCUGCACCAGCCCUGAUGACAGCACCGUCAAGAUGGCCUCUCCGACCCCCACCAGCGCUGGGCACACACCCUUCCACCAGUCCCCUGUAGAGGAGCAGAAGUCAGAGGCCGUGGAAUCCGAGGAGGGCUUUGAGAAGGCAGUGGAGGAGGUUGUGAAGCCAAGUGGGCGGGAGAGCCCUGCAAACCUGGCUGGAGCCCAUGAGGAUGUGUCUAAAGGACACACUGAGCCUGUCUCCUCCCCCUGCGAAACCUGGCGCCAGACUCUGGAAAGUGAGGAGCUGCCCAGGAGCUUCUACCACUCGCAGGAAACGCUGGAGCUGUGUGACUUGUACCCACCUGCCCCAGAGAGGCUUUCGGGGUCUACAGAGGGGCCCCCCACUGAAAGUGAGAACAAGAGCCAGGGCGGGCUGAAAGGCUUUGGUUCCGAGCUGUUCUCUGCUUCGGACAUCCCCCCUCCGAAAGGCUGGGAAGAAUCUUCGGACGAAGAGGAAGAUGACGCAGCAUUGCACCCAUCUGCCAAAGAGAUUGCACCAGCGGAAGCAAAAGGCCUUCCUACCACUGGAGAGAUUUCUGGGAAGACAGACACCUUAGCAGGCGAGCCCACCAAAGAAUUACCCCCAGAAAGCAGGGAUGUAGCACUUCCACCAGAAGGCUGUUUCAGCCCAGAGAAGUCCGCAUCUGUUGUUCCUGGCGAAAAAGCACCUUCGUACUCAUUCACGGAGGAGAUUGCUGAAACGGACACUCAAUCUGGGUUGAUCUCUACCGAGAAGGCCCUGCCAGAGGUCCUCGGAGGCAGCUUCUCUCCUGCAACAAGCCUCUCUUCUGCAGAGCAGUCCCCGGCCAGAGACAUAGAUCCAGGGUCUCAUUUCGGAGGGGGCUCACCCUCUCUGCCUUCAUCUCCUGAAGACCAGCAUGCCACCCUUGUCCAGCCUGGCACAGGGAUCUUUCCAGAAGUCACAAAGUCAGUUUCCUCAUCUAGAGAAGAGCCUAGCGAAGAGAAGCCACUUCCCAGUCCAUCUUCCAGGGAGUUGAGUCCAGGCAAGGAGAGUAUGGUGAAGGCCCAGGGCUCUGGGGAGGCAAAGCCUUGUCAGUUUGAGGGAGAGAGGCAAGAUCCCACAGCCGGAGAGGGAGAGAAGGGGGAGGAUCAGUCCCCAGAAAUGGAAGACAUUUACCUGCAAGAUGCAAACUCUGAGAAAAAAGUGUGGUUUCCAGAGCGGGAGAAUGAAGUGCCAUGCAAAGAACACCGGCAGAGGUAUGACAAAGAAAAGGGGGAAUGUACGUUUCUGGAUGAUGAGAUGGAAGGAUACGAGAAGCUGCCACUGUCCACCACUCACGCAAGAAGACUUUCUGGAGAAGACACGAAUGGCUGCUUGGUAAAGGAGAUGUGGGGCACGGAAGAAGGUAAGGAGGCUGCUCCGGAGAGGACAGAAGAGGCGUUUCCUGACCCUGGCUCCCUCCCUGCAGUUGUUGGUGGGGCUCAAUGGGAGGAAGAAGAAACCCAGUUGACAGCAGCCCAAGCAGGCAGGAAGCCUUGGUCUCCAGAUGGGAAGGAGAAAGAGAUACCAGGCUUUGAGGAAGGGCCCUCUCUACAAGACACAAGGGGCUCAGGCUUCGCACCUGAAUGGACCGUUACCCUGGAAGGCAAGGAGCAGCCCCUUGGAGCCCCCUCUCCACAUGGGUCUCCUUCUCUAGAAGAGGAAGGAGAGGCACCUGCCUGGGCCCCAAGUGGCCCUGGGUUCUCUCCAGGGAUUGCGGGGCAGAGGCUGGGGACAGAUAGUGCCUUCCACCACAAAGAAGGACUGGUCUCCGAAGAAGAGGAGGGAAAGCCAGCCACCGAAGGGAAAGCCCCUGACAGCCAUACUGCUUCAUCAGAGGAAGGCCAGGAAGAAAGGGACCGGAGCCUGGGGCCAAUGACUCCUGAGGUGGAGGAGAGAGGACCCCACUCGCCAGGCCCAGACCCCAGGACCCCCUUUGUCUCCCUCAGCACCUGGCCCAGCAGUGCCUCCUAUGCCCCUGGCCCCUUUGAGCCCCAUGAAGAAAAAGAAGCCCAGGGAGGCCUUGGGGAGAAGGGGCCUGAGAAGGAGGAGAGGGAGCCCACACCGUACCCGCAUCAGAAGACCUUCCACUACGCUGAUGUCUACGGGGGGGACGGCACAGGUCUUUUGGGCCCGGAGCCCCUGGGCAAGGGGAGGGCGCCCCGGUUCCAGGCAGAGUCCCUUUCACCCAUCUCAUCCAAGGAGGAAGAGUCCUGCCUCUUCACACCGACGGAGAAGGAGCUUUCCUCCCCCACCUCCCCCAAGGACAAGACCCAGCCUGCCUUCGACUACACGGGUGUCCAUGACAGAUAUGGCCCCCAGGCUGAGAAGGAGAGCUCUCUGUCCUGUGGCCAGGCCUCAAGAGAAGAAGAGGGAAAGAGUGAUGAGUCUCCCGCUCUGCUGCCUGGCUGCCCAGGGAGCACCCUGAGCAUGGAUUCUUUGGAAAGCAGGAGCUUCAGUGAGGUCCAAGAGCCCUCAAAGGAGGAGGAGGCAUCUCCCUUCAAGACAGAGCAUGCCUGGGCUUUGGAGACAGUGGCCGGACAAAUGUCGGGGUCACCCACCCACUCCCGCUCCCCCCACCGGGACAUCUAUUAUGAGAAGGCUGGAGGUGAGGAAAGUGCCAGUGACUCCGAGAUGGAGAAGGGCGCCCAGGAGCCAUCGGAGAAGGCAUCCAAGCCCACUCUCCCCCACAUUGAAAGGGACCCUCCCUACACAGACAUUUCAGAGGCGAAGGCCCCUGGAAGCCCCUUGAGUGCUGUUGGUCAGGCACAGGAUGGAGCCCCCUCUGAGGUUGCCCAGAGCAGGGACCCCCUCCAGCCAGGACCUGAGGACCCCCCCAGCAGUCACCCUGCCACCGUCACUGAUCCGCCCUGGCUGCCCUCUGCCGUCCUGGAGGCCAAGGAGAAGGAGCCGGCCAAGGGCCCAUCUAUCCUGGCCAAGGGGCGGGACUCCUCUGCCUCCUCCAUUGCCUCUGCUGGCUUUGAGCUUUCCUCCCUGCAGAGCCACCAGCCCUCCAUCCUCUUCCGGCAUGAGGCCUGCCUCUCCUCUGCCUCUUCUUACCUGUGGGAGAAGUCACUCCCUUCUGGUUUUGGAACCUGUGGUGAAGGCAAGGCUGAUGAGUACCUAGAGGUCUCUGGAAAGGCCUGGGAAAGGGCCUCCCAAGAAGGAGGAGGGCAGCUGCUCCAUGGGGCACCUUGGGAGCAGGCACUGGCCAGCCCUGCAGGGGAGACUCUUCAUGCUGCGGCCUCCCUCCAGCCUGAGUCUGCAUCAACAAAGGGGGAAUCCUCCCCAGAGCCUGGGGCCCAGGUCAUCUCCCCACAGGUCCCGUCAGACUCCCCAGGGGACAGCAGAGAAGCCCUCCCUGCCAGCCCAGACUGGCACAGCAGCAUACCCUGGCACCCACCCUCUCCUCCGUGCAGCAUGAGCCCCGAAGAGUGGGCAGCUGGCCCCAGCCUCCCAGACGUCCUGCCACCUUCUCCCUGGAGCCAGCAAGAGGCCUUUACAUCGGCCAAUGGCCCCACUGAGGUGAGCUCCAGCCCCCUGGAUUUCCACAGAGUGCCCCAAGAGGAGGAGGAAGAGGCAGGUGAACAGGAAGAGGAGGCAGAGGGAAGGCAAACGCGUCCCUCGUCCCUCAUGAUGGCAGAAGACCCCGACUUGCAAGCUUUCUUCCCAGAGGCAGCGGCUGCUCGGUGGGGCAGCCAAGUUGAGGACGAGAGCCACACCACCGGCGACCCAGAGCCACGCGUGGUUCCAUCCUCGGAGCACGGGCCAACGUUCUCCUCUUGCGAGUAUCAGGCCCCAAGGAGGGGGGAGCUUUCCCCGUCCUUCAUCAAUCCCAGUCCACAUGACUCUGAUGAUGAAGAGGAGGAGGAGGACAGCAAACUCUCACAGGCAGAGGGGCGGCCCUCGGCAAUGGGACGGCCGCCGCAUUCCCUUCCCGGCGGCCAGAGGCAAGCAACAGCCGCUGCGGGAGAAGAGACCCCUCCCACUUCAGUCAGCGACUCCGGGACGUCCCAGUCAGAUUCAGACGUACCCCCAGAAACAGAAGAGUGCCCUUCCAUCACGGCCGACGCAGCCAUGGACUCCGAUGAAGAUGCUGACUUCCUCCCCGUGGAUAAGGCCAUGGGUGGCUCGCACCACAGUGGCUCCAGCGGCAGCACCCGUCUUGGUCAUGACCCACAGCCAGCUUCCCUGCCAGACCCCCACCCUCACCCCCCACGCCCCGAUGUCUGCAUGAUGGACCCUGAGGUGCUGCUGAGUGAUGCGCUCCUGCAUCGCCCUCCAGAGAAGACGCUGUCCCGGAAGGAGCCCAAGAGCCGGGGUGGAAGGAAGCCGGCUUCAUCAUCAGUGGGCAAGAGCAAGCCCUCCCCAUCACCCUCCCCAGCCCGCAGGAUGGAUAGAUGGGCCCCAGAUCGCUCACCCAAGCCCACCUGGGUGAAGAGGGAGAAGCCCCCCAAGCUCCAUGCCGAGGAGAAGGGGAGCGCCCCAUCUGGCACAAAGAACCUCCUCAAUGGUGUCAAGAGCAACCUAGGGCCUGGCAACCCCAAAAGCAGUGGUGGGGUCAGCGGGGGCUCUUCAGUGCCCCCCGUCUACGUGGACCUGGCCUACAUCCCCAACCACUGCAGCGCCAAAAACACGGACCAGGAGUUCUUCAAGCGGGUCCGAGCCUCCUACUACGUGGUGAGCGGGAACGAUCCAGGCAGCGGGGAACCCAGCCGCGCCGUCCUAGAGGCCCUCUUGGAGGGAAAGGCCCAGUGGGGAGAGAACCUGCCGGUGACCCUGAUCCCAACGCAUGACACAGAGGUGACCCGGGAGUGGUACCAGCAGACCCACGAGAAGCAGCAGGAGCUGAGCAUCAUGGUGCUGGCCAGCAGCAGCACGGUGGUGAUGCAGGAUGAGUCCUUCCCGGCCUGCAAGAUUGAGUUCUGAGGCCCUGCUCCAGCCGGCCGGGAUCUCCCCUUCCUGCCUUCCUUCGUCCUUCCUUUGCCUCGGAGCACGGCCCGGUGCCCAUCAUCCCUUGCGCAUACGGGGCCCCGGCUUAGGGGGCUGCGGUGCAGAGGGACCCCUCGAGCUCAUUUUGCUUUCUAGGGAUUAUUUUGCUGCUGCUGCCUCUGCUGCCACUGCCACCACCACCGCUGCCGUUGAAUGAUUUGGUUGCCAUGGUUCCGCUUGCGUGUGCCCUCCUUCCCGUCCUUCCCUCCCUCCAUCCCAAAACUGUCUGGUAGCAGCUCUAGGGAUGGAAUUAACAGCAGGACCAAGAGCAGGUAGGUCUGCAAAAGACAGAGGAACUGUCUGCGCCCCUCCAAAAAACCAUGCAAAGGGGCUGAGUGCUGCCAACCCCCUGCAAAGGCAAGUCCCCAGAACACAAUGGUGGCACCUCUGGCUGCUUUGGGUGGGCUUGACCAGAGGGGCUUGGCCAUGGCAAGCCAAAGGAGGGGCUGUCUGGGGUCUUUGGGGGACAGGAAUCAGAGAGUCCAAACAUUUGCAAAAGGAGCAGGUGGAGUGGGUGCUGCAAAGGUUUGCCUGCUUAGAGCCUGUGCAGAGGCCCACCGCCUUCUUCCUUCGCCAAGUGCUGCUUUUGUGUGCAUGCAUGAGAGAGGAACGCCGUAGGAAUUUUAAUUGUUUUUUUCUGGUUGUUACAUAAUUUAUUUAUAUAUUUAUUUAUUUAGUUCUCCUUUGUAUGUAGACCACACCACCUGCGGUUGGUUGGUGGUCCGUAUGCGUGUGUGUGUAUAUAUAUGUAUAUGCGCUUUGGACCAUUCUGACUGUAGCUGACCCUGCUCAAGAGGGCCUGCCCAAGGAUUACAGGGAAAGCACCRCACUCCACCCCAGACACACGCAGUUGGCUGGRUCCUGGCCCUCCACCAUGGGGAAAAAAAGGCCCAGAGCCCCAACCAGCACAAGGGUGCGCAUGCAUGCGCACCGCCCACCUAUGAAUGUCUCUGUCCUAAAACUUGAAGCGGGGGGUGGCGGAUGGGGGGCCAAAACGCACAGUUCUGCCCUGGCAAAAGCAUGGGGGUUUUUCCUCCCCCCGCCCCCCUCCUUCCCGCCAUCUUGUUUCCUGGCGUUCCCCCCCCCCUCUUCCUUCAUGGCCAGAGCACCUUUCCAACAUUUUUGUACCUUACAAGCAGCCUCCGGUGGUGCUGCUGCUGCUGCCCUUUGGGGCGUCUUACGGCAAGCCUUGUAAAAACCCCUCUUUCUAAAUGCGCUCAGCCACAUCCACCCAGCAGGCAGAGGGUUAAAAUAGGUCUGGAGUGAAGAGAYGUUGAAAUCUGCUUCUGCUGGUCCCUUCCUUCCUUCCCGCAUGCGCCCCCCAACUCCAUGUACAUAAUUCCCAUUUGGAGAGAGACGUCGGCAAAGACCCCCCUCGGCCGGUCGCUGUCAUGCUCUUGUGGUCCCCAAAUGGCACCUGCUCUUCUUGGCUGAAUGUUGUACAAAAUAGAGCAACCCUUUCCAUGUUAUGUACAAUUUCCCUCCCUCUUUCUUCCUUCCUGCCCUUCUUCCUCCCUGCCCUCCUUUCUGUGUGCAAUGCUCUGUAACUGAUGAUUGUAAAGGGAGAGGCUGCACUCGCCAAUAAAGCCACACAAACUGCGAA